UUUCAUAUGAUGUAAGGAGAGAAGGAAUCAUAAUUUUUAUUUAGAAAAUAGAUGCUUCUUCACGUUGCGAAGUCUGAGGUGACUAUAAGUUAUCCUCACAGGCUAUGUUACAAACAUUCAGAGGACUACAAGGAGCCAAAGGGCAAGAUUACAAUAAUCGAACGUCCGAGACACUGAUGGGAAGUGCUGACUGGCACAGGGGCUGAUAAGCGUUACAUUGCAAUCGGAGCUUUGGAAUGGCUUAGUAUGAAUUCGAGUAAAGAAGAAUAUCUUUGAAAAUGAACAGGACUUAGACGAUAUUACAUUCAUGAGUGGGUGCAUGCAGAAAGACUUGGACUCUUCUUACUGGACAAGAGAAGUGUUACGUCUUGAUAUAAUCUAACCAGGAUGUGGACAAGAAAUCAUAUCUGAAGAAGUUCGGCUCUCAGAGAUUCCCAAAGUUCAUAAAGUUGUCUGUUACCAAAGAUGAUCAGAAAGAUAGGAUGACUUAUGAAAAGUAUUUUUCUCCUCUCAACCACGACACCGAGUCUCUGGUUGUCUCAGCAGAUCAAGAGAGAGAUAAAGUAAGGUGGUUACUCCCAUUGAUUUGAAGAAUACCAACAAGCUGAAACAUCUGUUUUUUUAGAUAUUUUUCAGUCUAGAUGGAGGAACUCAAGAGAAUCUUCGGUACUUCAGACUCUGUCAAAUACUUGUGCUUUCAUUAAUGUAAUUUUUGGAUGCCACAGCUUGGAAUUUAUUGUUCCUCCUUCUGGAUGGGGCAAAAGAAGAAAAGCCACACAAGAUAUUCAGGUCACUAGAUGUACUUUCUCAGGUAAGGCUUUAAUGCCAAUAAUUAACUAUCAUGUAUACAUCAUGUGCUAUAUAGUGUUUUCAUGACAAGUUGAUAUAAUUCUUAUCAUAGCCACCCCUGAGAAUUCAGACAAAUAGUCUUAAAGUGUUGUCCGAAAGCAAUGAUCCGAGUUCUCAUAUAAUUUGCC
Molecule: messenger RNA, 977 nt
Organism: Moneuplotes crassus
Lineage: Eukaryota; Ciliophora; Spirotrichea; Euplotida; Euplotidae
Source: the annotation of a GenBank genome assembly